Molecule: messenger RNA, 2216 nt
Organism: Bursaphelenchus okinawaensis
Lineage: Eukaryota; Metazoa; Nematoda; Chromadorea; Rhabditida; Aphelenchoididae
Source: the annotation of a GenBank genome assembly
AUGGACCAGGAUGGGCUACAAAAGCGGUUGAACGAAAUUCGCAGUGAGUUGUGGGCACAACCGAUCUUUGAGGAGGAUGAGGAGGAGCGAGGUUAUGACGAGAUAGGUUGGGAACAUUCAUCUCGAGCUAACACCAAUUCAGAGAACCCUCUCUUUAAGCCAAGACAGGCAUGGAGAAGUAGUCAACCUUCGGCGUGUGGAAGUGUUUUGCCUUCACAAAAUACACCUGCGGCAAGCGAACCGGCAUCGAAUACCCAUAAUCGUUAUGGUGAAGAAGAAUGUCCAAAAUAUGAAAAUUCUGGCAAAAGAACACACCAUGAUUGUUAUAGUAACGGCAAAUGGGGCAUAGAACGUAAAACAUUUACACCAGAAGACGGUGGUUUGAGGGAUGAAGCCUAUACCAUGAGUAGAGAUGUGCCUGAUGAUUGUGUUAGAAGUGAAGGUUUGACAUCAUACCAACCACUUAAUUCUACGUCAUUUCACCUAUUAACUUCUACAAGCACAUUGCACAAUUCCGACGCCACAAAGCUAAAAGAAGCUGCUAGCGGCCCAACCGGUUUUGGCAAAAGCCGAGUGCACAGCGAGCACGCCAGUCUACCGUCCACUUCGCACUACACCUCCCAUUACGACGGAACCAAUUAUCAGCCGGAACGAUGCAUAAACAAUCCCCAGUCGACGCACAAUAGUGCCGUUCGCUUGUUUGACAACCCUAUCAUCCCCCAUACCACCUACAACAAUACAAACAGCACAUGCUCUCUUCCAACGUUCCCUACUUCAGCUGAUAGCCUACCUAGUCGCUAUAGAAAUGCGGACACCUCGCUUCAGAACUUUGCUUCGCGGGCCCGUGUAAGUCACUUUUUUCAAGAUGAGCAUUGUUUUUCUCCACAGUUUUAAUAAGCCUUUAACCCAGUUUUGAGCUAUCUUUUGGGCCAUAAACACGUUGGGGAACACUUUUCCCGACAUUUGGCUUCAUUUACAUUUUUCUGAUGAAUUUUUACAUUUUUGCGACGAAGUUUUACAUUUUGAUGAGCUGAAAUGAGUAGUCCAAAUUCGCGGUUACUAAGUAGAGCUAUUUUUUGGCAAGCAUAGUGGAGGAACUUUUGGUCCUAUACCAAGUAUAACGAAAGAAAUUUUGGUCGUAGUUGGUACGUAAAGCUCUAAAUUCUAGUUAUAUGUUGCCUUUGUUUUGCAGUCGCUAAACACACGUGCAACAAACUUUGACGUCAAUUUUUUCGAAAAGAACCGACUACUGCGACUCGACCAACGGCAUUCAGAUGAAGAGGCGGAACACAGUCUCGAAACAACCUCACUUCUAUCAACACCAGCCGAACACAGCGUUCAUGGGAUAUUGAAGAAAAACCGCUAUGGUUCCGACCGACCACUUUUACAACACGCUACAUCACUUAAUAGCCCGAUGAGCGUCGACAAGCAUCACUUGUCGAUUCAGGGCUCAAUCCGUCGAAAGGCGUUGAAAAGCAGUCGGCCGACGGUUUCUUUCGAAGAAUCGACGCUUACUGAUCAACAACAAAAUGCGUUGACGAAAUUGAGGAACAACAUGCGGUCGUUGAACUCGAUUUCGUCGUUUGACUCGAAUUUAUCGGCCGGACGAAAAGCGUCGUUGUUCGUGCGACGGGUCUCUAUGGCCAUUCCGAGUUUGUCCGGCGACCCGAUUCCACAGUCUGUAAGCGUUUUGGGAAUGUUUUACAUUUGUUUAGAUUUUGAAGGUAGUAUAAAUCAGUCUUCUUUUUCAUAGUCGUACAAUGUCGUUUUUCAAAGAUUUUGCAAGCACAUUAUUGGAGUUUUGAUGGGUACCUAAAAAUAUACCAUAAGUGUCAACUAGAAACUUUAACGUUUUUAAAUCUUACCUUUUAAAGAUAUCAAAAUUCUAUUUUGCAAUUUUUUCCAAAAGGUUGGCGGAGCAGCCGGAAUUAUAAUACGCAUUUUUUAAUAGUUCAAAAGGGCAUAUAAUAGCGAAUGACAAAUUAGUUUGUUGUUCAAGUGUACAAAAUACCAUCUCCUUGGCAGCUAAUGCCACAAUAUGCAAACACUGACUGUCAGGAAACGUUUUUCCGUCUGUCAAAUAUUCAUGGUUUGAAUGAACUACUAUUGUUUAGGUUCUUUUUUGUAAUUCUGAUCAUUGGGGGGACUGUUUUUUCAGUGUUAUUGGUUUUGACAAAAAGUAAAACAUGCUUAAUAAUAUAACAUAAUUAUAGUAA